Oncorhynchus keta (chum salmon) is the source of this 1921-nucleotide messenger RNA. RefSeq names its product SRY-box transcription factor 7 (gene sox7). The coding region runs from base 348 to 1739 and encodes 463 amino acids. NCBI's taxonomy places the organism in Eukaryota, Metazoa, Chordata, Actinopteri, Salmoniformes, Salmonidae. Gene Ontology annotation, biological process: regulation of DNA-templated transcription; cell differentiation; anatomical structure morphogenesis. The transcript has 2 exons. The record is from RefSeq and is a predicted model, not a curated record. Gene Ontology annotation, molecular function: RNA polymerase II cis-regulatory region sequence-specific DNA binding; DNA-binding transcription factor activity, RNA polymerase II-specific.
UAAAGAGCUGUUUUGCCUCCCGACCGCAAGCAAACACUGAAUCGCAAACACUGAAUCACAACCUCAUAGGAGGAGAUCAGAAACCACACAUACACACGGUGCUUCUCAUAACCAAAAGUGGCAUCCAGUCUAGCUUAGACUUCUAGUUUAGACUUCUAGCCUACAGCUCAACCAAUUUAGUCAGUUGAUGAGUCAGGUCGCUACAAACCAAUUAUUUUCUCUUAAAAAAAAGUGAUAAAUAUCUUAUGGAACGUAUUUCUUAAGGCGCAUCCCAUUGUAAUAGAGUCUAGUAAAUUGAGAGCAAGUGAAGUUUUGUUGAGAGAGGAGAGAGAGCGCAGAGAGCGAGGAUGGCUGCACUGAUCAGCGCGUACUCGUCUUGGCCGGAGAGUUUUGAGUGCUCGGCGGGAGAUGGAGACGUGCCCGACGGACAUGGCGCACACAGAACUCCCGUGGACAAGGCGUCGGAGCCGCGCAUCAGGCGGCCCAUGAAUGCGUUCAUGGUCUGGGCCAAAGAUGAGAGGAAGCGCCUGGCUGUCCAAAACCCAGACCUGCACAACGCAGAGCUCAGUAAAAUGCUAGGCAAGUCGUGGAAAGCGCUGACCCCCUCUCAGAAGCGUCCCUACGUGGAGGAAGCCGAGAGGCUGCGGGUGCAGCACAUGCAGGACUACCCCAACUAUAAGUACCGGCCUCGCCGGAAGAAGCAGCUAAAACGCAUCUGUAAACGCGUGGACCCCGGCUUCCUGCUGGGCAGCCUGGCGGGCCCCGACCAGAAUGCCUUGUCCGACCCCCGGGGCCUCUGCCACCCCUUGGGUUUGGAUACGGACGAGGAUGGGGUUAGUGGUGGUGAUGGAGGUGUUGGGUUCUCGACCCUCUCUUCCCGCAGCCCAGGGCCUCUACCUGGGGUUAGAUCCUUCAGAGACGUACCGUCCAGCUCUAGCUCCAACAGCUUCGACACCUAUCCCUACGGCCUCCCCACCCCGCCUGAGAUGUCCCCUCUGGAUCACGACCACCCCUCCUACUACCCUUCCUCCUCUUCCUCCUCCUCGUCCGUCUCUUCCCCCGAGGAGCGCCACCAGCACCGUCAGGGUCAGACCCCCGGAGGUGGAGGUGGGGGUCCCAUGUGCCUCAGUCCUUCAUCCUACCACCCUGACUACACCUCCACUCAGACUUCCAGUCACUGUGGUUCCUCCCACUCCCACCUGACCCACCUCUCCCACCUGACCCAGACCCAGUCCGGAGGCCUCAUCCCUGGGCACCCUCUGUCCUACUACAACCCAUCCUCCUGGUCCUCCCAGCUCCAGGUCCACCCGGGCCUCAAUCACCCUCACUUAAGGCAUCUUUCCCCAGGUCACCACCAACAGCACCACUUGGGUCAGCUAUCCCCUCCUCCCGAGCAGAACCACAGUCAUCUGGAGACUUUGGACCAGCUGAGUCAGGUAGAGCUUCUAGGGGAGGUCGACCGCGAUGAGUUCGACCAGUACCUGAACUCAACGGUGGCAGGCGCUGCAGCAGCAGGGGUGGGGGUGUUCCGUUCCGAACAGGGAGGAGGAGGAGGAGGAGGAGGAGGAGGAGGAGGAGGAGGAGGAGGAGGAGGAGGAGGAACGAUGACGGUGACCGGUCACGUCCAGGUGACAUCGGCCUCAGCUCCGUCUUCUGAGAGCAGCGUCGGGGAACCCAGCCUGAUCUCUGUGCUGGCGGACGCCACGGCAGCAUACUACAACAACUACGGCAUCUCUUAGACAGGACGGCUUGUCGAGUUACCCGGUUGCCAUGCCUACGCCCGCCGCGCUCUCGUCGUCACACCUGGAACUGACCAGGGAACAUAUGUCUCAAGCGUUUAAGAGUAGGAGUGCUGAUCUAGGAUCAGGUCUCUCCCCCCGGUCCAUGUAAUCUGAUUCAUUAUAAUCUAGGAUCAGCCCCC